Amphibalanus amphitrite is the source of this 3361-nucleotide messenger RNA. Its product is annotated as nascent polypeptide-associated complex subunit alpha, muscle-specific form-like. Gene Ontology annotation, cellular component: apical junction complex; adherens junction; apical plasma membrane. Gene Ontology annotation, biological process: actin filament organization. The record is from RefSeq and is a predicted model, not a curated record. The transcript has 7 exons. Bases 486 to 2462 code for a protein of 658 amino acids. Gene Ontology annotation, molecular function: actin filament binding. NCBI's taxonomy places the organism in Eukaryota, Metazoa, Arthropoda, Thecostraca, Balanomorpha, Balanidae.
CUGACUGCGAGGCGGCGGACCGGACGGCCCGUGCAUCCCCAGCUGAGCCGUCCCGGCUGAAGCCGCCGGUGCCGACCGCCUCAAAGCCGACUUUGGCGGCGGUUCGUCGCAGCGCGUCGUCGCGGCCGCCGGUGCCGCCGCCGCCGGUCCCUCCGCGCGCGCCGCCCACCGAGGGGCACACGCGCGUGUUUCGGACCAAGUCGGCUCCGGGCGGCCACCAGGCGCGGCUGUCGGUGUUUCCGACCGCUGCCGGCACUCCGGUGGAGGUCACGGUGCUGCAGAGUGUCCCGAGUGCCGGCGGAUCGGCGCCGAGUGCCGGACAGACCUCUGACGGCCCUAGCAGCCCGGAGCGCCGGGCCGCCGCCGGCUGGCCGACGCAGACGGUCACCUGGGGCUUCACCGCCUGGUCGCUGAGUCCCGGCGCAUACAACCAGUAUCUCCGACCGGUCAACGGACAUGGCGGGACUUACCACAAGGACUCGUACAUGGCGCACCGGCGUGACUGGCGUCAGGGCCUUGGCCACGAGGGUCGCUACCGGCGCACGGAGUCGCCGUCCCCGGCCGGCGAGCGGCGCCGACCCAGCUGGCCAGUGGCGCUCUCGCCGCCGACCAUCGCGCGCAGCGUGUCGUACGCCGCGCCCAGCCGGCAGGGCCCUCAGCCGGCGCCGCUGCGGCUGCCGCACCCGGCCAGCGCCGAGGGGCUCCACCCGGCGCCCUCCGACACAGACGAGAGUCAGUGGUGGGCGUCGGACAGCCAGUCGACAGCCGGGCCGCCCUCUCCGAGCGGCAGUCUGUCGGCGCCCACUGCCGGUCCGCCGUCGCCCAGUGGCAGUCUGGGCACGCUGCCCCUGCCGACAGCCGGCGGCAGUCGGACCCUGCCCCCGCCGUCACCCGGCGGCAGUCGGACCCUGCCCCCGCCGUCACCCGGCGGCAGUCGGACCCUGCCCCUGCCGACAGCCGGCGGCAGUCGGACCCUGCCCCUGCCGACAGCCGGCGGCAGUCGGACCCUGCCCCUGCCGACAGCCGGCGGCAGUCGGACCCUGCCCCUGCCGACAGCCGGCGGCAGUCGGACCCUGCCCCUGCCGACAGCCGGCGGCAGUCGGACCCUGCCCCCGCCGACCCCCGAGACCAGACCCCGCCACCACUCGGCCGGCUCGAUCGGCAGCGGCCGUCAGCUCAGCGCCAUCUCCAUAGAGGUGGUACCCCCGGCCGAGUCCGGCGGGCAGUCGGAGCCGGCCGUCGCCGCCGACGAGGAGGUGUUCGCCGCCGCCGUGCCGCCGACGGCGCUGCCCGAGGACGAUACCGCUGAGAGCGACGCGGGCGACGCGCCGGAGGAGGCCGGGCCGACUCCUGCCGUCGGCGACGGGCCGUCAGCGGGGCAGCCGCCAGCGCCGUCCCCGCCGCCGGCCCGCCCGGCGCCUCCGCGGCCCGGCGGCCGGCGCGGCUCGGUCGACCUGCUGUCGGUCAGCCCGGCCAGCCCCGGGGUCAGCCGGCGUCCCUCGCUGCCGGCCUCUGCCGGUCAGGCCGACGCCCGGCCACCGGCGCCGCCGGCCGUCAACGGGGUGCACCGCGCCUCGCGGGUGGCGGCCGGCCUGGCGUGGUCGGAGCGGCAGACGGCCAGGGACCUGCUGAACCCGCGCCACCUGCCAGAGGCCACGGCCGCCCAGCAGGAGACCUGGCGCCGCCGCGGCUCCGGCGCCGCAAAAGUGGCAGGUACCGCGGGUGACGUCUCGCCGGCCGACCUGCCCUGGCUGGUGCGGCCCGACGUGACGUCACUGCCUCUGACGGUGACUUCACACCAGGUGGGCACCGGCCGGAGGAUCCCGCUGAUCGUGACGGCGCCCGUGGAUCCGACCAUCGACACGGCGCUAUCAUCCGGUUCGGAGUCUUCAGUUAGCGACCCGGACAACGCCGAGGCCAUACGACAGCGGCAGGGCGAGCUGUCGGCGUCACUGGCGCGCCAGCUGGCGGCUCUGCGUGAGGAGCAGCGCGCCGUGGAGGAGGAGGCGGCGGCCAACGCGGCGCUGGGCGCGGCCGUGGCGGCGCGCGUGGAGCAGCUGGCGCGCCCCUCUGAGGCCGAGCGGUACCGCGCCGCCGUCGACCAGGUGUCUACCAUCACCAGCCUGCUGCUGGGUCUGGCCGGCCGGCUGGCGCGCACAGAGGCCGCCCUGGCCGCCCUGCCGCCGCACUGUCCCGAGGAGAAGGCCCUGCUGACCAGCAAGCGGGACAAGCUGUCGGACCAGCUGUCGGAGGCGCGCCAGCUGGAGGAGGGCGUCCGCCGGCGCCGCCAGCUGGUCGACACCUGUCUGGAGCGCUACCUCAGCAGCGACGAGCUCGCCGACCACAGGCACUUUGUCCAGACCAAGGCCAAGCUGAUCCAGGACGCGCGCGAGAUCGAGGACAAGAUCCGCCGAAAGGAGGAGCAGCUGGCGGCGCUGAGCCGCGCGGCGCUCAGCACCUGACGGACUGGGGGUACGGGGUCAGUGCAGCGCCACCUACCGGUCACAGGGACCUGCAGCGCCUUACACCUGCCGCGGUGACCUGCAGCGCCGCCUACCGGUCACAUAGACCUGCGGCGCCACCUACCGGUCACAGGGACCAGCAGUGCCAUAUACCUGCCGUGAUGACCUGCAGCGCCGCCUACCGGUCACAGGGACCUGUAGCGCCACCAGCCGGUCACAUGGCCCUGCGGCGCCACCUACCGGUCACAGGGGCCUGCAGCGCCACCUACCGGUCACACGGACCUGCAGUGCCAUGCACCUGCCGCAGUGACCUGCAGCGCCGCCUACCGGUCACAGGGAGUUGUAGCGCCACCAGCCGGUCACAGGGACCUGCAGUGCCACCAGCCGGUCACAGGGACCUGCAGUGCCAUAUACCUACCUGCCGCAGUGACCUGCAGCGCCACCAGCCGGUCACAGGGAACUGCAGAACCAACUGUCGGUCACAGGGACCUGCAGUGCCAUACGCCGAUGUGGAGACCUUUAGUGCCAUCUGCCAGCCGGGCCGGGCUGACCUGCCGGAAUCUGCCCUCCUCUCCCUACAAAGGGUCAGUGACGGUCACUGUGUGGCCUGGGACCGGAACCGUGCGUGCCGGAACCGGCGGCUCUGGCUGUGAUAAAUGGAGGAGGCCGGAGCUAGAACGGUUCGUCAGUAGCGCAGCGGUACCGCGGUGACAGAGCUAUGUCCGCGAUAUAUGUCAGGCUAGUCGCCUGAGUCACCGGGUGUGCCCGACACCAAAACCGAGGGUCCAAUCUCGCUGUGUUUUGACUGAUGUCGAUAUUUGUACGGUGCCACCAACGGGUCACUUAUCCAGCAUGUGUAAUUGCAUUAAUGUCUGAUAAUACACGCCGAACGCCUAUUA